UUGUUAAUGGGGCGUGGUCCUCAGGGCUCGGCAACAAAAUGGCGGCAGCGUAUACGGACCCCUCCAGUCGCCAGGGGGCGCCGCCCUGCGAGCGCCGCCCCACAAGGCCCUGCGGCCGCAGCAACCGCUCUCUUCCCCGCCCCCGCCAUGGCGCAAGACCAGGGUGAGAAGGAGAACCCCAUGCGGGAGCUGCGCAUCCGCAAGCUCUGCCUCAACAUCUGCGUCGGGGAGAGCGGGGACCGGCUGACGCGGGCGGCCAAGGUGCUAGAGCAGCUGACGGGGCAGACGCCCGUCUUUUCCAAAGCCCGAUACACUGUCAGGUCCUUUGGAAUCAGGAGGAAUGAGAAGAUUGCUGUUCAUUGCACGGUUCGUGGAGCCAAAGCAGAGGAGAUCCUGGAGAAGGGAUUAAAGGUGCGAGAAUAUGAGUUGAGAAAAAACAAUUUCUCAGACACUGGGAACUUUGGCUUUGGAAUCCAGGAGCACAUCGACCUAGGGAUUAAAUAUGAUCCCAGCAUUGGUAUCUACGGCUUGGACUUCUACGUGGUGCUGGGCAGGCCUGGCUUCAGCAUUGCUGACAAGAAACGCAAGACUGGCCACAUCGGAGCCAAGCACAGGAUUGGGAAGGAAGAAGCCAUGCGCUGGUUUCAGCAAAAGUAUGAUGGCAUCAUCCUUCCUGGGAAAUGAGCAGCUCCUGUUACUAGAACAGCAAAUAAAAUUUUGUAACCCAUA
Molecule: messenger RNA, 729 nt
Organism: Cuculus canorus (common cuckoo)
Lineage: Eukaryota; Metazoa; Chordata; Aves; Cuculiformes; Cuculidae
Gene: RPL11
Product: ribosomal protein L11
Exons: 6
Coding region: 7-684 (225 amino acids)
Biological process (GO): translation
Cellular component (GO): ribosome; cytosolic large ribosomal subunit
Molecular function (GO): RNA binding; structural constituent of ribosome
Source: RefSeq, a predicted model, not a curated record